AGCACAAUGGGAAGACCUCGACCCAAUGACACCGAGCCUGUCGGCCAGGAUUCCGGCCAUGACAUGCAAUCCGAUAGUCCGCCGGAGGUCGGCUCGCCGGCGUCCUACCCUCCUCCUGCUGUGCCUUAUCCUCCACCGGAAUACCCACCACCUGAGCCAAAGGCGCCAUCGCCAGAGUAUCCCGGGACUUCUCCGGUCCAACCAAAUGGCCAGAACAUCGGCCGUCCAUGGACGACAACACUAUUUGAUUGUGGAAUGAAUGAAACAAAUACUACGAUGACGGCCUUUUUCCCAUGCAUAACCUUCGGGCAGAUUGCAGAGAUGUUAGAUGAAGGGCAAACCAGUUGCCCACUGGACAGCUUCAUGUUCAUCCUGAUGGCACCAGCUCUCUGCACCUGUUGGAUUUUAGGUUCCAACUACAGGCUUAAGCUGAGAAACAAAUAUAACUUGGUCCAGGCUCCAGCUGAGGAUUGGAUUGUCCAUCUAUUCUGCCCCUUCUGCGCUCUUUGCCAGGAGUUCAGAGAGCUCCAAAACAGAGGAAUUGACCCUUCUCUAGGCUGGAUGGGUUAUCUUGCAAAACAACAAGAAACAAGGACUGUUCCUCCCCAGAGCCAAUUCAUGAAAGCAUGAAAUUCUAUGGUCUUUUCAGCAGGCUGGGCGAGUCAUCUUAUUCACAUUUAUUUUAGAUUUGCAUAAUAUAGACUUUCAUUAUUCUGUUUCUGAGCUUGAGCUUGAAGAAUCAGACAGUUCAUCUUGUUUACAGUUCAUGUAUUAUUUGGAUUGCGCUUGAAGAGUCAUCUUAUUCACAUUUAUUUUAGAUUUGUGUAACAUAGACUUUCAUUACUCUGUUCUGAGUUUGAGCUUGAAGAAUCAGACAGUUCAUCUUGCUUACAGUUCAUGUAUUUUUUGGAUCGCGC
Messenger RNA from Phoenix dactylifera (date palm), 917 nucleotides. RefSeq names its product protein PLANT CADMIUM RESISTANCE 8-like. Lineage: Eukaryota; Viridiplantae; Streptophyta; Magnoliopsida; Arecales; Arecaceae. The record is from RefSeq and is a predicted model, not a curated record.